Molecule: messenger RNA, 984 nt
Organism: Dendronephthya gigantea
Lineage: Eukaryota; Metazoa; Cnidaria; Anthozoa; Malacalcyonacea; Nephtheidae
Product: peptide methionine sulfoxide reductase MsrB-like
Exons: 5
Coding region: 21-638 (205 amino acids)
Biological process (GO): response to oxidative stress; protein repair
Cellular component (GO): cytoplasm
Molecular function (GO): peptide-methionine (R)-S-oxide reductase activity
Source: RefSeq, a predicted model, not a curated record
AUAGAGAAUAGAGGAGCAAGAUGGCAACAUAUGGACGUUAUUUUCGAAAAUUUGUUCUGUUGCCACGUAGAAUAAACUGCGCAUUUGCUUCUAUCAACAAUCAGUCAUUUAGAAUUUUCAAUCAAGUAUCCCUCACUCGACUUUGCCAAGUACAAACGUUACAGAUAUCUUGUGCCCACAGCUCUGAUCAUAAAUCUUUCAAAAGUUAUAGUGAGGAAGACUGGAAAGAAAGACUCACCCCUGAACAAUAUCAUAUUUGCAGAGAAAAAGGAACAGAACCACCAUGGUCGGGUGAGUUGCUUGAUAAUAAACAAUCUGGAAUCUACAGCUGUGUUUGCUGUGAUGCUGAUCUUUUCGAAUCUUCCAUGAAAUUUAACUCAGAAAGUGGAUGGCCUUCAUUCUGGUCUUCCAUUGAAAGGGAACAAACAAGUGAAGAAAAACAGCGUGGACUCCCAAGUAUGAGUGUUGAUCAAGUUGUAGACAAGAGUCAUGGAAUGGUUAGAGUCGAAGUCCUGUGUAAACAGUGUGGAUCUCAUCUUGGACACGUGUUCAACGAUGGACCAAAACCCACUGGCCUACGAUAUUGUAUCAAUAGUUUAGCCCUUAAAUUUAAACCCAAUGCCACAGUCAAUGAUUAACCCGGUUCUGAUCAACAAAUAUGUUUAAAACUGUGGUCCUACAUGCAGUAUAUCAUUCGACGACACUGCCUUACUGGUCACUGGAUGAAAACAUGGCGUUAUUUGAGUAUUUUAUGUAACAUUGACCAAAAUUGCAACCUCGCUGAGAACGAAAGACCCGGUCGCUUGCCAUCAUUGUCGACUCAACAAUCUUGGUUGAAGUAGACGUAGAUAAGGGUUUGGAGUCGAAAUAGUUUGAAUUGGAAAUAGUUGAAGCGUAGAAAUCACCAAAUGCAAAAUUGAUGUUGCUGUAAAAGACGUCUAGUCAAAGCAUCCCACAAACCUUAUCAAUUUAUUUAAAAUAAAA